Messenger RNA from Erythranthe guttata (spotted monkey flower), 1206 nucleotides. Lineage: Eukaryota; Viridiplantae; Streptophyta; Magnoliopsida; Lamiales; Phrymaceae. The record is from RefSeq and is a predicted model, not a curated record.
AUGGAAUUCAGCAUCACCCUCGCCCUCCAUUUUCUCUUGACCAAAACCAGGUCCAAUCUCUCACCGACAACCUCAUUUUCUUACAAGAGUUUCUUGAGCAGGGAUAUCCUUGUGUUGGCAUCAGCAAUUGAUGUUUUUGAAAGUCGAAUUGCAGAAGCAGCUCAUGCAGCCGAAGAUAUAAUCGAAACCCAUGUUGUUGAUCAAAUUCUUACUGAAUCGACUGCUCAAGCGUCGAAAGAUAUAACCGAAACCUGGGAUUUUGUCGAAAGAUAUAACCGAAAAACGAAGAAUACUAGAAGGCAAGAUCGUCUGCCCAGGAUUUUGUCCACUUUUUGUGGUGCUGGUUCAUCAAGAUCUCCGUCAAUGAGCCAGAAAGUCGUAGCUGGUUUAGAUGUCGUGGAAAAAAUCAGUUCCGUCGACUUGUACCGAGAUCUCGAUAAGGUGAUCCAAGACAUGGGUUUAAUCAAGAAAGAUGUGAUGGAGAUUAAAGAGAAGAAUAUUGGAAUAAUCGAACAUCAUCUGCACAUAAAUUCUUCAACUCUUGCUGGUGCUGCCUCAUCAAGGUCUCAUUUAAAAACGAAGCAGGAAACCAUGGUUGGUUUUGAUGAGCUCUUAAUUGAAGUAAUGGAUAAGCUCAUUGGACAACACUCUAAUCUCUGCAUAAUCCCGAUUGUUGGAAUGGGCGGCAUUGGUAAGACUACUCUUGCUAGAAAUGCCUACGUUAAGUUUAUGAAGCACUUUGAUAUUCGAGCUUGGGUUACAGUAUCUCAAAACUACAAUGUGCGAGAAAUUCUUAUAGAAAUUCUUCUUUGUAUAAACAAAGUUGACAGCCGAGAAACCUUGAGUGCGAAGAAUGAGGGUGAAUUAGGUGUAAAAGUACACCAAAGUUUAUGGGGAAGGAGAUAUUUGAUUGUAAUGGAUGAUAUUUGGAGUGUUGAGGUAUGGGAUAAAGUGAAUCUCUUCUUUCCAGACAAUGGUGAAAGAAGCAGAAUAAUGAUAACCACUAGGCUGUCAGACGUUGCUUCGAUUGGCUCUCAUGGCGUUGUGAUGGAUUUCUUAAAUGAGCAUAAAAGUUGGAAUCUACUUUGCAAAUCUAUAUUAGAAGAAGAAGAAGACUGCCCUCCUGAAUUGGAGGAAAUAGGAAAGAAGAUUGCCAAAAAUUGCGAAGGACUUCCUUUAUCAAUAGUUACGAUGAACGUUGCUUAA